CAAUAUGUGCUAUUAAACGUGAAUGUGUUUAACAAGGCGGUUUCAAUUUCAAGAACAAAUUUCACCUUUCCAUCGAUCUCUCUAUGUACAUAUAUGCAAACAAAUGUACAUGCAUAUGUAUGUCAGGUCAUUCAGCAAUUUGGUAACAGGCGGGUGGAAACCUGAAGAGUGAUACUUCAGAACAAUACAAACGUGCAUUAAUAUUUCGCCUUAAUUUUGUUUAAAAGUCGACCAAUAGCGAUACAUCAACCAAUUUUCAGCUUCGUUCGUUCCUGAUAUAAACGUGUUUCUAUUGGUGUAACUUGAAACUUGAGAUCUAAAUUAUUUAAUUUUUGCAGUUCAUUUCACUUUGUUCUGAAGAAUCAUCUUUUAAAUUUUCUUUUACUUUCAGCAUAUGUUACACAGGCAAAAGGGGAAACGAAUAUUGCAUAGAAAUCCAGAGCGAAACAAAUUGCAAUGCAGUUUCUUUCUUCGAUACAACAUAGUUAUAUGUUGUAUGUAUCUACAUAUGCGUGUACACUCUGUGUAUGUCAUACCCUUGUUUGUGCAACUUGGAAUUUUUGAAUGGAAGUGUAGAAAACUGGUGGUGAACAAAAUAUGAAUAUGAUUCGAUAAAAAAACUGAGUUUACUGGCAGCUAUAAUUAUCGAAAACUUUGGUCAUAGUCAACGAUUAAAAUAUAACAAAUAAAUGUUACCUGGCUUACUAUCUUCUGUUAAAAAAUAUUUGUAAAAAGGUCAUGUUUAUACCGGUUAACAAUGUGCGGUAUAUUCUGUCAUGUUUCGCGAAGCUAUAAAAAUAAUUCAGAAGUUUCCAGCGAGUGGUAUAGCUGUAAGGAUUUAAUAGUCGCACGUGGUCCUGAUAAUGUUGCUGAAAGAAUUGAACGUUUAAACGAAGAUUGGUCCGGUCAUUUUGCUGCCUCUGUAUUAUGGAUGCAAGGUUUCAAUUUAAGUGUACAACCAAUUGUAGAUUCUACCGGUAAUAUUCUUCUAUGGAACGGAGAUGUAUUCUCUGAAACACUGGCUGAAGAUAAUAUAUGCGACACAGAUGUGAUAUUGGCUUCUCUGCAGUCUUCUUCAAAUAUAAUGUCCGUAUUUCAAGAAAUUCAUGGACCGUACAGUUUUAUAUAUUUCCAAAAAUCUAAUAACUGCUUAUACUUCGGUAGAGAUAUCAUAGGACGGCAUAGCUUGCUUCUGAAAACGAAUACAGAUGAAAAUAAUUUAACUUUAAUGUCUGUUGGUGACAAGCGGAUUAAAGGUAUCAUAGAAGUUCCUGCGAUCGGCCUUUUUAUGAUGAACUUGUCGAGCCCUAGGGUAAAUCUGGCAUGUUAUCCAUGGAGAAAACCAGACUUGAGAUUUACAGAUGUUAUCGAAGCAUUAGAAACACAUUUAGAUGUAGAUAUUGAUAUAAAAGAGACUAUAAUUGAUUCUGACAUGACAACCAAUAUUCACUUACAUCCUAGUAUCAAAGACCUGGAAUGCUUUGAAAAUAGUUUUUUCUUUGAACAAUCUUACAAAACUUUAGAGUAUUUGCUACAAAACAAAGAUAUACAUGAAAGAGUAGAUCGUUUGUCACAGCUUCUUCAUAAAGCUGUAGAAGUUCGAAUAAAAAAACAGCCGAAACUUUGUAAAAAUUGUAUCAAAUUAGUUUUAAACGGAGAAAAUGUUGGGUGCGAUCACGCGAAAAUCGGUGUACUUUUUUCUGGAGGUUUAGAUUCUGCCAUUUUAACACUAAUUGCUAACACGUAUGUGCCGCAAAAUGAGUGUAUAGACCUAAUUAAUGUUGCAUUUCAAAAGUCAGUUAAAAAUAAUACAAAAUCUAGUGUAAAUAACGACAAACAAAUUGUAGAAGACCAGUACGAUGUUCCUGAUAGGAAAACUGGCAAACAAACAUUUUCAGAGCUUUUAAACAUUUGCCCAAAAAGAAAGUGGAAUUUCGUAGAGGUGAAUAUUACACAAGCAGAAUUACAACAAUAUCGUUCCUCGAGAAUUUGCCAUCUACUGUAUCCACUUUGUACGGUAUUAGACGAGAGUUUAGGAUGUGCUGUGUGGUUUGCAAGUCGUGCGAUAGGUACACUUUCUACAAGCAAUUGUAUUUAUGAAUCGCCGUGUAGGGUACUUCUGUUAGGCAUGGGUGCGGAUGAAUUGUUCGGUGGAUACAUGAGACAUAGAACGAUAUUGAAACAUAAAGGUUGGAAUGCGUUAGCGGAGGAAUUAAGUAUCGAAUUGGCUAGAAUUUCUGAGAGGAAUCUGGGUCGUGAUGACCGUAUUGUAUCGGAUCAUGGAAAACAAUCUAGGCUGCCAUAUUUAGAUGAACAUGUAGUGGAGUAUGUUCAACAAUUAAAACCAUGGGAAAGGUGUUAUCCAACGGAUAAAAUGCCUUCUGGUUUAGGGGACAAAUUAUUAUUGCGUCUAUUAGCAUACAAACUUGGUUUCCAAAAUACAGCUACUUUUCCUAAGAGAGCAUUUCAAUUUGGCUCUCGGAUUGCUAAUAGCAAAGAGAAUGCAAAAGAUAUAUCCGACAGGUUGUGAGAUGAUGGUUUGUAUUAUUUUUUUUAUUACUUCAGCUAUAAUUUUUUUAAAUAUCUCAAUUAGUGUUAAAUUAAAAAAUUA
Molecule: messenger RNA, 2611 nt
Organism: Megalopta genalis
Lineage: Eukaryota; Metazoa; Arthropoda; Insecta; Hymenoptera; Halictidae
Source: RefSeq, a predicted model, not a curated record